AUGAAAAUUAUUGUAAGAAUAACCCCAGGUUCACAUAGCACAGAAGAAUCAAUUAAUCGACAACUUGCCGAUAAGGAGAGGGUUUCAGCCGCGAUGGAAAAUAUUGGCCUUAUGCAAACAAUAAAUUCAUGUUUGAAACCGAGUGACAAAUAA
This is a messenger RNA of Meloidogyne enterolobii, 153 nucleotides long. Lineage: Eukaryota; Metazoa; Nematoda; Chromadorea; Rhabditida; Meloidogynidae. The record is from the annotation of a GenBank genome assembly.